UCCUAUCGACAUCUAAAGUAUCUAAACGACGGAGAGCGCAGAUUUUUAGAAAGAGACGCUUGCCAAUUGAGCACCAUGUUAAUAUGUUAUCCUUCCACCAUGCUCUUCAGUCCCAUUCAGUCCUAUUAGUUUCGCUCUUCACACUUGAAAGCUUCAACACACAAGAUUUUGACCGGCUAUUCUUGCGUGAGAGCAUCGCCACAAAAAAAAGAAGCACUUGCUAUUUGUUAUGGUCUGAUUAUUGCUUGCCAACGCGGCGUAAAAUAAUCAAUACGACCGCACCAAACAAGAACAAAAAAUGAUUUUGUCGAGGGCCAAGCCGGUCUCAUCAGAAGGCGUUCGCACGUUGACUUCGCGUAAACAAAUCCCGAAGCUGGAGGAGUUCUUGGAGAAACGGGACUAUACUGGUGCCCUGACGCUACUGGAAUUUAAUAGCAGCACUGGCGGUAACCUGGAGACAGAUUUGUGGAUGGGAUACUGCGCGUUUCACUUGGGUGACUACAAGCGUGCGGCCAUGAUCUACGAGAACUUGAGAAAGAAGGAUUACGUGUCACCAGACGUUCCGACAAAUCUGGCAUGCUGCUACUUUUAUCUGGGCAUGUACCCCGAGUCGCAAAAGAUCCUGGAAGAGGCAGCGGAUAGCAAGCUGCGAACCAGGCUGCUGUUUCAUUUGGCCCACAAGAUGGGCAAUGAAUCCAAGUUAAUGGAAUAUCAUCAAAUGCUGCAGGACAUUAUCGAGGAUCAGCUCAGUCUAGCAUCUAUUCACUACUUGCAAGCUCACUAUCAAGAGGCUAUCGAUGUCUAUAAAAGAAUUUUAUUGGACAACAGGUUGGAAUAUCUCUAUCGUUGACACAAAAUUUAGGAGAAUAUUUUGAUAUAGUUAUAAUUUUUGGCUAUCGUGUCUUUACUAUGCACCUGCACUAUGCACUUUUGCAUAUUCACGCAAGUUUAAAGAAAAGCACCAACAGAUGCGACUCGACAACAGAUUCUGAGUUGUAUCUCCUUAUUCAACUGCAGGAAAAUUGCAGGUAUCUGUUUUUUUUUUCACUUUCUUUACUGGAGUCACUUGUAUUAUUUUCAAUCAUCACAAAAAUCACGAAAAUAUUGAUUCAAUAGAACGAAUAGUUUUUAUUUAAAUUAAGGCGAUCCUAAAGUCGUUUUAUCAACCGAACGUGAUUAUUUUCCAUGACAAAAUAAACACAAUUAAAGACGACAGAUUUAAAAAUUCUUCUCCACGAUUAAAGUAUAGGCAUUAAUGUAGUUCCAGCUGGUAGAGAUUAUGUUGAAAAUAAAAAAAUUAAAGAAAUUUA
Molecule: messenger RNA, 1310 nt
Organism: Wasmannia auropunctata (little fire ant)
Lineage: Eukaryota; Metazoa; Arthropoda; Insecta; Hymenoptera; Formicidae
Product: intraflagellar transport protein 56-like
Exons: 2
Coding region: 299-850 (183 amino acids)
Biological process (GO): intraciliary transport involved in cilium assembly; intraciliary anterograde transport
Cellular component (GO): ciliary base; intraciliary transport particle B; ciliary basal body
Molecular function (GO): intraciliary transport particle B binding; protein binding
Source: RefSeq, a predicted model, not a curated record